Messenger RNA from Paramisgurnus dabryanus, 11173 nucleotides. It is a transcript of the gene myo16, whose product is annotated as myosin XVI. Gene Ontology annotation, biological process: negative regulation of G1/S transition of mitotic cell cycle; phosphatidylinositol 3-kinase/protein kinase B signal transduction; neuron projection morphogenesis. The record is from RefSeq and is a predicted model, not a curated record. NCBI's taxonomy places the organism in Eukaryota, Metazoa, Chordata, Actinopteri, Cypriniformes, Cobitidae. Gene Ontology annotation, molecular function: ATP binding; cytoskeletal motor activity; actin filament binding. Gene Ontology annotation, cellular component: nucleoplasm; perinuclear region of cytoplasm; myosin complex.
GAGAGAGAGAGAGAGAGAGAGAGAGAGAGCGCAAGCAACUCAAUGCCGCUUUUCCACCACUCCUCUUUACUACAACCAACCACGAGCGUCUGUCCGCAACCCGAUCAGACUUUAAUAAUGCACGGGAAGGUAAAGCGAUUACCAGUGGCUGGGCACUGAAUUAUGUAUCUUACCGGUUACUACAACACCGUACCGAAAAGCAGGAACCUGUAGCUGACUGAUCGGCGGAGAAAAUGUCACACUAUCAUUUCAUCAAAUGCUGUUGCUUUCAGCUAUGUAACGUGUUUAGGCAGAACAUGGAGAUAGACCAGUGUCUGCUGGAGUCUCUGCCGUUGGGCCAGCGUCAAAGGCUGGUUAGACGGAUGCGUUGCGAGCAGCUGCGCCUCUACUACGAGCGAGAGCGGACGCUGCAGAAGCAGAACCUCCCCAAGUCCCGGUCAGCCAACCGCAAAAAACAGAGGAUCAGCUUUACACCUCCAGACAUCAUCCAGGAUGCCAUCAUAAGGCAAGAUGACAAAGAGGUGUUAAGGCUGCUGAAGGAAGGAGUUGACCUGAACACGGUUAUUUCCUCAGGAGGAUCUCUGCUCCAUCUGUGUGCCCGUCAUGACAAUGUGUUCGCAGCAGAGGUUCUGAUCGAGAAAGGACUGAAUGUUAACCUGCAGGAUGAAGACCUUUGGACCGCCCUGCAUGUGGCCUGUGCCUGUGAUCACGCUGAUAUGGUUCUACUGCUGCUGAUGGCCGGGGUCAAUGUUCUGCUUCAGGACGUAAACGGGAACAUUCCACUUGAUUAUGCCACUGAAGGGACGGAAACCAGCUACAUCCUCAUCAGACACCUGGAGGACAACGGAGUGGACAUGAGCUCUAUGCAUCAGAUGAAGACCCAGCGGUCGGCCACAAUGCUGUCUGAUGUUAAGCAGCUGAUCAGCAGCCGAGGCAGCGUCAACCAGCACAAUGAAGAUGGAGUCACACUGCUGCACAUCGCCUGUGCCAGUGGUUAUAAGGAGGUGGUGUCUGUAUUGCUGGAGAAUGGGGGAGAUGUGCUGGUGUCUGACAGCAGCUAUUGGACUCCCUUACAUCUGGCCGCCAAGUAUGGGCAGACCCACAUUGUGAGCCAGCUGCUGAAACACAAAGCUGAUCCAACUCUUCUGAACUGCAACCAGGACAAACCCUCAGACAUAGCUGCAACAGAGCAAAUUGCAGAAAUGUUGCUGAGAGCCGAAGACUUCUGGAUACAAAGACAAACAGAUCCCUCAGCCCUGCCUCCACUAUCAGACAUUAGCUGCACAGAGUCGUAUCAGGACAACAGCCUGCCUGUUAAAAAACUGGCCACUAUGGCUCUACCCAUUUCCAGGAGGGACAGUCUGUUGGAGAAGGAGGCCAUGUUCAGAGACACUGGAGGAGCAUUGAUCAAACAAACUUCACUUGACAAUGGAUUGGAUGGAGCAUUUUCCAGUGCUGCAGGAAAGCUGGAGCAGGUCAAAUUAAUGCCUCCUGCCCCAAAUGAUGACCUUGCAUCCCUCAGUGAGCUCACGGACAGCAGCCUGUUGUACGAAAUGCAGAAACGCUUCGCGAAUGACCAGAUAUAUACCUACAUUGGACACAUUCUUCUCCUCAUCAACCCUUACAAGGACCUGCCUAUCUACUCUAAUCUUGUCAGUCAGUUAUAUCUGAGCUCCAGCGGGCGUCUCUGUUCCUCUCUCCCACCUCAUAUCUUCUCUUCAGCUGAACGUGCUUAUCACAUGAUGCUACAGGAGCGACGUCCGCAGUGUUUCAUCAUCAGUGGAGAGAGUGGUUCUGGGAAGUCUGUGGCCUGUAAACACAUCCUGAAGCAUUUGGCUGCUCGCUCAAGUUCUAAAGGCUUCGCUUUAGAACCACGAAUGACGCAUGUGAGCGCCAUCUUGGAAGCGUUUGGCCAUGCUAAGACUCAGAUGAACUCCUCUGCGAGCCGGUUUAUCAAGUUAAUCUCAUUACAGUACUGUGAGAAAAGAAGAACUCUACUUAGAGCCCGUCUGUACACAUAUAUGCUGGAGAAGUCAAGGGUCAUCUGUGUACCACAACAUCAGCAGAACUUUAACAUCUUCUACCUGAUGGCUGAAGGACUUUCAACGGAGGAGAAGAGUAAUCUAUAUCUCAACAAUGUCCUGGCACAUAGAUGUCUAAAGAGAGCAUCUUCAGAUGAAACUCCUGCGGUCGCUACGGCGUGUCCUCAGAGCAGAGAGAAGCUUCUGGCCCUUAAACAGGCUCUGCGUGCACUUGGCUUUAACAGACUGGAGGUGGAGAACAUGUUUGUGGUCCUCUCUGCGCUACUGCACCUGGGAGAUUUGCGCUUCACCGCCCUAACAGACGCUGACACUGCGUUUGUGUCCGACUUACAGCUGCUGGAUAGAGUUGCUGGAAUGUUACAGGUGAACUCUGAGGAUCUUGGCUCCGCUCUCACCUCUGAUGUGCAGUAUUUCAAAGGUGAUGUCAUAACAAGGCGGCACACGGUUGAAAUGUCCAACUGUCACAGAGACCUCCUGACCAAAUCUCUAUACGGACGACUCUUCAGCUUCUUAGUCAAUAACAUUAACUUUUACCUCCAAGGCCAAGAGGAAAGCAUUGGAGAUCCUGCACUUGAAAUAAGUAUUCUGGAUAUAUUCGGCUUUGAGGAAUUCCAGAGGAACGGUUAUGAACAGUUGUGCAUUAACAUGGUGAAUGAGCGGAUCAGACAGCACACGCAAGAGGUGCUCUUCCAGUAUGAGCAACAGGAAUGUCUACAGGAGGGGGUUGCCAUGGAGACGAUACGCUCCCUCGGCAACCAGCCAGCGGUACUGGACUUCUUCUUCCAGAAGCCUCAGGGUGUGCUGUGUAUCAUUGAUGAGGAGAGUCAGUCCCCCCGGCCGUGUGAAAUCAACCUUUAUAAGCGACUGCAGAUGCAGCUGGAUUCCUCCUGUACAGACUCGGUCUCCCUCACAACCAAGGAUGGCAAUGGAAACCCACCACCCAAAGACCAGGGGCCAUCGUUUACAGUCACUCACUACGCUAGCAAGAUGACCUAUGACCUGACCGGCUCACUGGAGAGAAACAGGGAUGUUCUGCCCCAAAACAUCCUGUUUGUUAUGAAAUCUAGUGAGAACGUGCUCAUUCAUCAGAUGUUCCAGUGUAAGCUGACUCAAACUGGAUCCUUGGUUCCCCAGCACCAGUGGCUGAAGCUGCGUGGGCCCAAAGGCACAAUGCUUACCAAGAGUGCUACGCUAACUCCUGCCAGAGACGCCAAAAAAUACGCGGAACUUAACAAGCUCUUGAAGAAGAAGGGAGCAACGUCCUUCCUGCAGAAGCUGGAGCGUUGUGGACCGGUUACUGUGGCAGUUCAGCUCAGGAACUCUCUAUCUGAGAUCACCAGUAAACUACAAGCAUGUACGCCUCAUUUUGUUCAGUGCGUGAGGCCCAACAGCGUCGGAAAGCCUGACGUCUUUGACAGCUUCCACGUUUCCUCUCAGCUCCAGUAUGUGGGGGUUCUGGAGAUGGUUCGCAUGAUCCGCUAUGGAUACCCGGUCCGACUGUCUUUCACUAGCUUUCUCAGCAGAUAUAGAGAGCUGGUGGACACCAUCCUCACCGACAAGAAGAAAGUGUGUGCGAAGGAGAAGUGUCGGCACGUUCUGCAACAUUGUAAACUUCAGGGCUGGCAGAUGGGCAACAGUAAGGUUUUUCUGAGAUACUGGCAGGCCGAUCACUUAAAUGACCGCUGCCAUCAACUACACAGAAAAAUUAUCAUCUGCCAGAAAGUGGUACGUGGCUGGUUGGCCAGACAGCGCACCCGUCGCAGACUAACCUCUCGGCAACAGGAGAAGUGCAGUGUCCAGCGCUUCCUGCAGGGGGCGGAAGACUUGGGUAUGCGUGUCUACGACACCCUGGUCAUCCAGAAUGCAGCCGAUAUUGCACGGGAGAAUGACCGCUUGAGGGGUCACAUCACCGCACCACCGCUAGGCGAACGACCAGAACCCGUUGGUAAAGAGGAGGACUCGCCCAAGAGGGUUGUGGAAAAAAGUGGAAGAGUUAAUGAUGUGGCAGGCCGUGGGGGGAGUCGUACAAUCCGACAUUUCCGCUCCAGCUCGGUGCCUCUCCCCCUGGUAAUGGACAGUUUGGUACAUUCCAGCAUUGGAACAUCAAUCAAAGCGGCUCUUCAGCCUGCGCCACACUCCAUUGAAGAGGGGAGUGGAGGAAACCUGUCCUCACCACGAAAGCAACCUCCUCCCAAACCGAAACGAGACCCCAAUACGCGCCUGAGUGCUUCGUAUGAGGCAGUGAGUGCAGGGUUAAGUAUUGCACCUAAAGACAGCCCUGCUGAGGGGCAGGCAUCUCCGUCUGGUAGUCCUCCAAAAACUCAGCUUUCGCCUUCUGAUCCUCUGUCCAAACCACGCCCUCACAGUGAUGACUACAGCACCAUGAAGAAAAUCCCACCCCCCAAACCCAAACGCAGCCCUAAUACCAAAUUGACAGGCUCCUACGAGGAGAUCUCGGUACCCUCCCCUGCACGCCCCACAGACAUGAAGCUGUUCAGCUUGGCACGAGGGGGCCACUGCUUGGGCCUCAUCCAGCGAGCAGCAUCUGUGGAUGGGCCUCACUCUUCUGUUCUGAGCCUCUACCCCUGUCAGGAUGAGGAGGACGUGUACAUAGAGAUGGUGGGGGCCUCGCGAGCCCUCGCCCUGGCUGACUCCCACAGCCCAGAGCUUAGUGAGGCAGUUUACGAGGAAAUGAAGUACUUCACUCCUGAUGAGGUCGGCCCAGCUCCGGUCGCCAAGCCUGAAGUAGUCAAUCCAACUCCCCUACCUGCCCCAGUGUUGGAAACCAAGAGGCCUGUUACCUUGAUGGAGCCCCCCAGUACAUUUGGGGUAAAACAACAGGCCAAGGAUGGGACUUGUGACAUUCCAGCUCCGUUCCCCAAUCUCCUUCCCCACCGGCCCCCACUGUUGGUCUUUCCCCCAUCCCCUGUAACCUGCUCACCUGCUUCGGAUGAGUCACCCCUGACCCCUCUGGAGGUGAAGAAGCUCCCGGUGUUUGAGACCAACCUCAAUUACACCAGCCAGGAUGGAGGCAGCCCACUCUCACCUCAGUAUGCCCGCCAAAGGGCCGACUCCUCCCCUAGUCUGUCCGUCUUAAUGCCAGACAAAUCAACGCCACCCUUGACUCCUCCUCCACCCCCUCCUGCAGCUCUCCCACCUCCUUACCGCCCCCCUUCCCAUUUCCCUUUCCCCCCUGAGCCAAACUUCCUGCCCCAUAACCGUGCAUCGUCUGUGGCUAGCACAGAUUUGCCUAAAGUUUCUCACAAAACAGGGCACGGUCUGUCAGAGACUCCUCCAAGUAGCGCAAAACCUCCCUAUUCCCCAGCAAAGACCUCACGUCCAGAACCACGCAGAGCUCAUUCAUGUUCAUCCUCUCCUCUGCUCUUUAACCCUGCCAAUGGGCGACCCCUCACCAGCCCCCUAGAUGAGCUCAACACCAUUUUCAGCACAGGGCGCAGCUUGCUUCGUAAAUCCACCACGGGAAGAAAGAUCAGAGACAGCGGACUCUCAAAUUCCAACAUAAACCUACCAGGUCGAGAGGAUCAAGGCACCACCGCUCCAUUGUCACAGUUACAGGACAAAAACGCCAACAACCACACCUCUCCCAACUCUUCAAACCCUGCUCCCGUUGAGAACGGCAACCAAAUUUCUAAUGGUAAUGGGGCACAAGGGACGUUGGAAGACGAGGGGCAUCCGAAGUCGAACGCAUCCAGCACCUCAGUGUUACACAGGCACAUGGAUAGUCACCACACUCAGGUGAACCAGAGGUCACGUGUGAGUUGGGACCAUCGGGCCACCCUGCAGGAUUUAUUGCGUUGGCGGAGAAGUGUUUGUGAUGGUCGACCCGACUGGCAGAACGCAUGGCUCCACGCAAACACCUCACCCACCUUAACAUUGAAGAACAAGAGAUCCAUGACCAAAAAAGCAUCGUCCUAGUGAUUGUGGUCUUCCUGAGUCAAUCUUCGGCUAUCCCCACCUCAUUCCUUAGGCCAGAUGGCCCUUUUUACGUUAAACGCUUGCCCUUAUCUAUGCAGGGCUAGACUUUGAACUCAGGUAAGAAGGGCAUCCUAAUGUGAAGGUGAGAAGGUAGAUGGCCUGGCUUAUUUCCUCUACCUUCUUUCCUCUCUUCUUUUGAGAAAAUAAAGGGACCCAUGGAAACAAGAUUGCCCCACAACUUUCGCUCCAACUAAUGGCCAACUGGGACCAAAAACUUUGGGGUUAGUAGCCCCAAAAACUACCAACCCCAAACCUAAAGGAUGAGAAUCAUCACUGGGCAGCCAAAAGAGGCACAGCUAUUUUUAACCUUAUUCAAAGUGACCUACAGUAACUGUUGUUCUGUUUGAAAGAUCCGAUCACAUUGCCUUGAUUGCAACACAUCAACGCUAAUCUUAGGGCUGUGCAAACAUCUAUUUCCUGUGCUACUGCGUGCUAUAGUUUAAAUCUACAUAGUUGGCCAUAUUUUAGUUUGAAACUCUGGUGCUGGUCCUCCCACAUGUGAUUGUUGUUGCCUGGGUUGGGUGAAAAGUGCCAGUUCUGUCUCAACUCAAGCACUGCAAGGCACACAGUUGUGACAGACAUCCUUAAAGUUUACAAGAUAAAAAGACCUCCGCGGUCUAGCUUUGUGAACAAUGUCCUUCAGGUUCAGAGAAGCAGCUACACCUUAUGCUUUCUUCAGGUGCUUCGGUUACCCUCCAUCAGUGGUGGCAACCAUCACACACAGGUUGUGACCUUCAGAAGAGGUCAGGGUUCAGGGAAAUAACCAGUAACAUCCCAGGUUCAUGACCUUUCCACCAGCUUCUGGAAUAUAUUCAUGUGUCUGUGUCAAGCUUUGCACACCGUACGCCAAUAUACACAUGGAGAUCUACAACUCAAAGAUUUUUGCAAGCGUUCUCGGUGCUCUGACGACAACCGUUGAACAAACCGGGGAUGGAUGCUUUUAUCAAAUGGUUAAAGAGCACAAUUCUCCAAAUACACCUGAAAUCUAAACCUGGAGUCUUACUGCCAAUUUGACACAAAUUAUCCGAAAACUCUACAACAUCUCCCAAGAUUUAACUUCAAAGGUGCUUAUGUACGAAUGCUGGGUUUUGUGGAUUAUGCAUGUCAGUACCUUGCUAGAUGACCUUCUGGCCUCGCAGAAGUUUCAGACAAUCCAUCUCUCUCGUGGUUUUCCGUGCUUGAACGUUCACAGGCGGCUCCAAACCGAGGCGUGGGAGAUUUGGUUUGUACAUAAAUUGGACAGGUGCAGAUUUAUUGCCUGAAAUGACUACAGAAUAAAUAUUUUUGAACAUCGAAGAUCAGGCGACCGCACCAUAAGCACAGCCAAGUACCUGAUGUACAGGCAUUUUUAUUUUGAGAAUGAACAGGACUCACCGCCUGGUGCUUCACAUGUACUGGUUAUCAUCAGUAUGAUUGAAUGGGUAAUAUACAGAUUGUGAAGGCAGAAUGUAUUAUGAGUAUGUUGACAAAUUAUUGUCUAUGUAAUGGAAAGAGAUUGUUUAAUGUGUUUGAUGAGGUACUGCAGUGACAGAAAUGCUAAGGCGGUUAGUUUUAUAGUGUGAAUAUCAUUUUAGUACAGAAUGAUUGUCUUUUUUUCAUGAUGAACUUUAUGCCCAUUCUCCAUCCCUGCAAGACUGUGGUCAAUGUUCAGUAUGUAUAAAGAUCUAUAAUGUGUUGUACAGAUUGUUUGUGUUUGUGCAGAUAUGUUUGAGUUGCACUUUUGCCUCCGCGUUUGGUUUUAGCUUCAUGAAGAUGAGCUUCUAUUCAUUGCUGUUUGCUUAUUUUGAAGGUUGGAUCCUGUCUUGCUUUAAGAGGGUUUAUACGGAGUCCCUAAUUUAAAGAGCGAUGUUACACCUUCUAAAAACAGCCCAUUAUGGUAUAGUGACUGAUCAGAUCCAUGUUAAAAGUUGAAUGUACAUACAUGGUACAGUACUGUGCCAAAGUCUUAGGCCACCAUGCCACCAAUAGAUCCGUUGUUUUACAAUGGUAUAGUAAAAAUACUCUUUUAUUAGAAUACAACUAGAAAAUACAAGAAAUUGUAUGCAUUAAUAAAAAAACGGAAUAAAUGUAUAAGCUAAAGUGUCAAGUAUUUAGUGUGACUUCUCUUAUACUUGAGCAAUAGACCAAUUUCGUGUUUGCAAACAGAGAUGACGUUUUUUGUGGGCGGAGCCAAACUGGUUGCAGAAAGUGACUGCUCCGCAGUAGGGUUGUGAAGUGUUUUAGCAUUAAACCGUGAUUUUUAUGGAUCCGGUGUUCUGUCGAAGUCUGAUUCCUUUAUGGUUCCCUUUAGUGCAAUGUUUCCUAUAGCGUUUUAAUCACAUUACGUUUAUUUUUUUCUAGAUAGAUCAAAAGUUUAAAUGGCUUGGCUACUGAUAUGCAUGUAUGUAAUGUAUAUGUAUUGUUCUUUUUUGCUAAAUCAAAUAUUUUUACAGUCUGAAUCGCUAAAGUACAUGUAAAAGCAAUACUAUCAUGUAUUAUAUAUAAUAGCGUUUAUUAAAUAUUUCAUAUUUUACAGUUUUUAUUAUUUCUUCCUUAAUAAAUUAUAAUUGUAACAUGAUAAAAACGCUAUAAGAAACACAUGGAGGGAACAGACUUCGACAGAACACCGGACAUCUUCACUACUUAUUUUCUAUUCUAAUUAUUAAAAGAUUUCCAGAUGAUUUCCUCGCUCCAUUCUGUCCGUUUAAGGGCUUAUUGUAUCAUAAACACCUACGUUUAUCUUCAAAUGAUGUAUUUGACGAUGGUAUUCUAUAAAAAUGAAAGCCAUCUUUUUUGGCAUUCUUAUUCUGACCCUUAACAGCACAACCGGACAUUUUCCAGUGAGUUAUCUUGCUCUUUUCACUCGUGUCUAAUUCAUUUCCACUGUUUUUCUGCAACUGCAUUGCGCGCGCAGCUUGCAGUGACGUAACUGUGACGUCUACUCUAAAUUGGUCUAUAGCAGGAACCUGCAGAUCUAAAGAAAUGUACCCAAAACUUUUACCCGAACCAGCCAUGCAUAAAUAUAUUUUUUUCAAACUAUAUAGACAAAUACGAGAAAAUAUAACCCGUGUUCGACCCCCGACUGGACCCGUAUGGAAACGUGUGUGUAUACAGUCUGCAGCCCGGCACCCUUUCAACCAAUUCAGUGCGCCGCUCCAUUUAUUUUGAUUUGUUUUCCGACGACAACGCCAAGGUAGCCACUAAAAUGUUAAUUACCUACCAACGAAAAUUACCUACCGCCAGUUUAGGUCUUCUCGGGUCCGUUCGGCAAAAAAAAAACGGAGACCUGAUGCCGCUAAUAUGAUACCCGACUCGUGUCAGAGGCACACGUGAAACUUUUAGAACCGAACCUGCUUGGGUCUCGGGUAGGGCCUCAGGUUUUUGGAUCUAAGUGGACCGGUGAGGAUCUCUACCUGCAGACUCUCUUAAACCUAAAUUAAAUGAAUUUCUAAUUCUAAUCUAAUGACUUCAGGACUUCAGUCACCUUAAAAGAGGUCACACAAAAUACUGGCCUGACUGAAGCUGCCAUUUUGUUCUGAAUUUGUUUGCUUUUUACAUUUUGUGAACAGAUUUCUUGUAUUUUCAAUUUGUAUCUUAAUAAAUAUGAAUAUGGAUAGUCAUUAAAACUGCUAAACCAGCAAAGCUGGUGGCCUAAGACUUUUGCGCAAUGCGCUAUAUGUCCAAAUUUGUGAAAACAGCUACAACUUAUAAUGCAUUUCCAAAGCCAGCUUUUUAUUGAUUGUAUUGAUCCAAUUCAAGUCAUGCAAGUAAUUUAUUUAAAUGUGAAAAACUAUCUUUGUGUCAUUCAGAUGAAUUCAAAUGUAGUACAAAGCUGAAGUGUCUGAUUUUUCUCAAUGAACAGACUCAAACAAAAUCAAACAUUUUAAUCAAAUUUUGUCUACCAAAGUCUACCAUUGGUUGCUCAAGCGGACAGACCCUCCCCAACCUCAAGGCUAUUGGAUCAGUGUCAGCUUGGGAUGUUCAAAAGUAAUAAAGCAAGGUUUUAAUAAUGCAAAUCAUUCUACCAAUAGCCUACUUCUAGUUGUCUCUGCAUAUUAAAGGAAAUAUGUGAAGUAUCUUAACAUUGGCAGAAUCUAUACACUUCAGCUGUAAUGUGUUACUACGGGCAUCAAGUCAUAAAGCGGGGGAAAUAAUAUUGAACACAUCACAUAAGUAUUUUUUAGUAAAUACCUUUCUAAAGGUGCUACCAGAUGUUGGUAACAACCCAUGCAAUCCACACAUUCAAAGAAAUAAACCAUAGAUGUCUAUAAAUUAUGUGUAAUCAUGUCAAACGAAGGCAAAAGUAUUGAAUCCCUGAAGAAAAGGAUGUGCAAAAGGCAUAGAAAGCCACGACAGUAGGUAAUAAAAAGUAAUGCUGCCCUUUGUCAGUGCAAAUAACAACAGCUGGUUCAGUCCCAAUUGAUGGCAUGUCAAUAGCACCUUUAGAAAAAUGUUAAAUGAGACAAAUGGUAAUGUGUUCAAUACUUACUUUACCUGCUGUUUAAAUGUAUGUAUUUUACCAGUACAUUAUCCUCCAUUUAAACUUACGAAGUGAACAAAACACAAUGUGAAUUUUGAAAUCACUCUUAUGAUUUUAAAGCUGCUACUGUAUUGCGUACAGUAUUUGUCUCUAGAAAUGUGAAUAUUUUCCCCUUCACCCAUUCCAUUGAUUGCUUUCAGGCAGCAGACGACUCCGAGCCGGAUCCGCACUGGAUCUGCGGCAAAGUCAGCAGGCCGAUGGAGAUCCGACCCGGAGUUGUAUGCUGUGUACCAGAGACAUUAAAACCACUGUGCUGUUUUAUCAAGUACAGUAGGGUGACCAUAUGUGCCAUUCUUCCCGGACGCCUCCUGGCCAGGAUUUCGGGUUCGUCUUCCGGAAGUCGUAUUUCUCGGCCGCAUACGUCAUAGAGGAUUAUUAUGAUUAUUACAGAAAAGCAACCGUUAAAUUUUAAGGUAUAAUGAAACUACAAUUGUAUGGUGAAUGCUGAAUGGUGUAUGCGGUCAACAAAUACGACUUCCGGAAGAUGCACCGAAAUCCUGGCAAGGACGUGUCCGGGAAGAAUGGCACGUAUGGUCACCCUAAGUACAGACCAGUGCUAUACAGGCCGGGACAAACUUGAUGGGCUCAAUUCACAAUAGUCACACGUGCAACAAGA